AUGAAGGACCCUUUACCGAAGAAGAAGGUGGUUGUACGGCACUUGCCGCCUUCUCUUUCUCAGUCCGAUCUCUUAUCCCAAAUCGACCCUCGUUUCGCUGAUCGUUACAAUUGGGUUUCCUUUCGUCCUGGGAAGUCAAGCUACAAAAGCCAGAAGUAUUCACGGGCCUACUUUGGUUUCAAGGCACCAGAAGAUGUUUAUGAGUUCGCUGCAUUUUUCAACGGGCAUGUGUUUGUUAAUGAAAAGGGUGCUCAGUUCAAGGCCAUAGUUGAAUAUGCACCUUCACAGCGUGUGCCGAAACCAUGUGACAAGAAAGAUCCUCGUGAAGGGUCUAUUAGCAAAGACCCUGAUUAUCUUGAAUUCCUUAAGCUAAUUGCUCAACCAGUUGAGAAUCUCCCCAGUGCUGAAAUCCAGUUGGAAAGAAGAGAAGCUGAGCAGUCUGGUACUUCAAAAGCGCCUCCCAUUGUUACUCCGCUUAUGGAAUUUAUACGGCAAAAACGUGCUACUGUGACUGGAUCCCAGGGUUUAUCAGAUGUUCGAAGAGGAGGCAGAAGAGCCAGAGCAGUGUCUGCGAACAAGCCAAGUCCAAGGCCCGCGAAACGAAACUCUGAAAAGAAAAAGUAUGUGGAGAAAGAUAGUUCAAAGAAUGUACCACGGAAGGCCACAUCAGAAGUUGGCAGCUCUAAGCAAGAUUAUCUUCAGCCAAAUUUAAGUGGAAAAGAAAUACCAGAAAGUGAAACUGCAUCUGUGAUCGAUAGCUCUCUCCCGGGGAUUGCCUUGACUAUGGAUUCUGGGAAGAAAAAGAUUUUGCUCCUGAAAUCAAAAGACCGAGACAAUUCUGAUAACCCUUCACCACAACCAGAACAGCAGAUGGGAACUAAUCUCUCUGGAAACUCCGUGGCACUAAAACAAAACCAGAAGAGUGAUGUCGGUGGGAGGUUGAUUAAGGGAAUACUUCUGAAAAAUGAGCUGCGACCAGGCCAGUCUUCACCAUUUGUCCAGCUUGAGCAAAGAUUGGAAUCCUCUGAAGCAGAAAAUAUCAAGCGACCUCCUCGGCCAGCCAAUACUCGAGCAGGAAAAGACUACCAUGCAUCUGGUACCAUUAGUGAGAAGCAAGAGAGGCGUACACGAAACAAGGACAGACCUGAUCGGGUUGUGUGGGCUCCUCUCCGUCGUGGUGAUGGGUCAAAUAUCAGCGAGGAUCAGCCAUCAUCUUCAGCAGCAACCAAUGGUGAAGCGAAAGAAAGGAUAUUCGUGCAAAGAUCUGGAGAAGUCGUGAGCUUCUCUGGUGGACAAGCUCUUGAGAAUGGUUCUGCCAGACAUUCUAAUCGCCGAGUUGGAGCUCGCAAUAGAAAAGAAGACAGCUUUGCGAUGAGUGGUGAGGGUAAAUCAUCCCGAAGAGGAGGUGGUGGUGGUGGUCCCAAUUCACAUGAGGCAAGCAAAACCAAAGCCUUUUACUACACCUUAACAUAUGCUCUUACAACCAUGUUUAAGACUCAUUUUUACUUGUGUUGCAGAAGCAAAUGUGGAUCCAAAAAUCAUCAUCGGGUACUUGAUAUAUUCACUGAACCUCUGGCUUAA
Molecule: messenger RNA, 1581 nt
Organism: Arabis nemorensis
Lineage: Eukaryota; Viridiplantae; Streptophyta; Magnoliopsida; Brassicales; Brassicaceae
Source: the annotation of a GenBank genome assembly